AUGCGAGGAGCGACGAGUUCAUUAUUCAAUGAUCAUUUACAUCAUGUCACUUUAAAAAUCUGGUUUAAGACUGGUUUGAUGUACGAAGAAGUAUUUUCUAUUGACAAAACAACUUUUGCCGAUGUCAAAUACUCCGCUGUGCAACAAUUCUUGAUGAAAAAUGUCAGUUCGUUGAAUUACCGUCGAUCGUCAUUCUCAACAAUUGCCGGGAAUCGAAAUCAUAUCUCAUUAGAUGAAAUUGAUAAUUACAAAUUGAUCUCCAUUUCAUCGAAACGAUCAGUCGAUGAAGAGAAAACUUUAGGUCAACUGAAAGUGAAAGACGGAGAUGAAUAUCUCUUAGCAACAAAGAAGAAUGUGUCGAUUCUGAAGAACGAACAAGCGUCAAAUAAUUGUACAGUUGAUGCAGCGUUGAUUGAGAGUCGAACACAAGAUUUACCGAAAAUCACACGUUUGAUCAAUCGAGAUUAUCGUUCAGCCGCACGAACAGAAUUUCGUACGGAUUUGAAUCGAAUUCUAAUAACUCUGAUUGAAACUUCACAAAAGUUGCUCUGGUGCCAUUCUGAUGCUGAAAACAUUUUCAAACAAGCUGAAGAAUUUCUUCUCCGAUCAACGACUGAUGAAUCAACAAAUCCAACAACCAUUUCAACAUCGUCAGAUGAUCUCGAGACACGACAACGACAAAUCAGUAAACUAGUUGAUAUGGGUUUUACCGAACAACAAGCACGAAUUGGACUCAAACGAACAAAAUACGAUAUUCAUGCUGCUAUGGAAUUGCUUUUGACUCAACCGGAUAUAACUGAUGAAAAUGACGAAAGUGAUCAGGAAAAUGAACCACCUGAGUUGAAUCAACCUGAGAUGGAAAGAACGCCGUUUUUUUCUCGCAAUGGGAAUUUCAUCUCGUUUCGCAAAUUUCGACAACAACGUUUUCAACCGAAUACUACGGCAAUUCAAUCGUUGAAAGAAAUCGGCUUCGCUCAUGACGAUAUCGUCACGGCAUUGCGCAUGUUCAAUAAUGAUAAAAAUUUAGCUUGUGAAUACCUUCUUAGUGAUAAACAACAACAGCAGAAUAUGAACGAUGCGGAAAGUGAACAAGGACUCGAUCCAAAUUCCAGUAUUUUCCAAUCGAUUAUGCAAAAUCCUGUUGUUCAACGAACGUUGAACAACCCGAAAACAUUCUUCAUCAUGUUACAAAUCGCCGAGAAUCCCACGUCGAUCACAAAUUACCUGAGCGAUCCAGAAAUUGGAAAUAUGUUGUUGCAAAUCAGUCGAAUUUACCAUGCUGAAAAGGAAAACAUGAAUACAUCAACAACGACUCGACAUGACAGUAGUGAUCAACAAGACGAGAAUCUCUCGCGAACAACGGGAAGUUUCCAUAAGCUUCGAACAAUGGCUGCUACAAGUGGUAUCGAAAAAUUGCAAGGUACAUGGGAAUACGUUGAUGGUGAACAUUUCGAUGAUUAUAUGAAAGAAAUUGGUGUUGGCUUUGCACUUCGUCAAUCCGCUAAAUUAGUCAAACCGAAGCUAGUCAUCAGUCAAAAUGGUGACCGAUGGACACUGAAAAGUGAAUCAACACUGAAAAGUGCUUCAUAUGAAUUUACACCAGAUGUUGAAUUUGAUGAAACUCGUCUCGAUGGAGAAAUUGUCAAAUCAACAAUUCGAUUCGACAACAACAAAUGGGUUCAUACAAUGCGCGAUAAAAAUGGUAAAGAAUCAACAAUUACACGUUGGGUUGAUGACCAAGGACAACAACAAAUUGAAAUGAAAGCUGGAAAUGUCACCGCUCGUCGUUGGUACAAACGCGCCGAUUAG
Molecule: messenger RNA, 1809 nt
Organism: Adineta ricciae
Lineage: Eukaryota; Metazoa; Rotifera; Eurotatoria; Adinetida; Adinetidae
Source: the annotation of a GenBank genome assembly